Camellia sinensis is the source of this 729-nucleotide messenger RNA. RefSeq lists its product as uncharacterized. Gene Ontology annotation, cellular component: SCF ubiquitin ligase complex. Lineage: Eukaryota; Viridiplantae; Streptophyta; Magnoliopsida; Ericales; Theaceae. Gene Ontology annotation, biological process: SCF-dependent proteasomal ubiquitin-dependent protein catabolic process. The record is from RefSeq and is a predicted model, not a curated record.
AUGAAGAACUUGAAGAUUUUAAGAUGUUGUAACCUCAUUGGUUUUCGAAAUCAACACCUUUUUGCUAUAGCUGUUGCUUUACCAUUGCUUGAAGAGCUCGAUAUCCAAUCUGAAUGCUAUAUCCAAUCCGAAUACAAUUAUAAUCUAUGGGCUGCAGAAUUUAAAAGUGCAAAGUACAUGGUAACGGACGCUGGGAUUGAGGUAUUAUCGCGCAAGCUUCGAGGGUUGCGUAAAAUUAAUAUGAAUAGGCUGGUUGGUUGUUCUGAUCGAUCUCUCAUUGCUUUGUCAUCAAAUUGUCAACUUUUGAAUGAAAUUCGAUGUUCUUUCUGCAAAGUAACCGAACAUGGAAUUUGUUUUGUACUACGCCAUAGUCGAAAUUUGGUUUGUCUCAAAACAAGACUCUAUUGCAGUUCACCAGAUGAUUCGUUCACUUUUGAGAAUUCCAUGAUUUAUGCAACAUCUUUACGCGAUCUCGACUUAGUAGCAUCCGAAGAUAAUGACAGACUAAUUUGUUCAAUUGCAACAACAGGCAUUCCAUUAGAGAAGUUCAUAUUGCACGAUGAUUCUGGUUUGAGCUUACAUGGACUCGUGACUUUCUUAGGUGCAUGUCCGUCUUUGACACACUUAGAACUGUGUGCUAUACAAUUCCUCAACGACAAUUCCAUGAGGGAUUUAUGCCAAUAUCUUCCUAAUCUUAUCUCCAUAACGAUUUAUGCGUGUCCAAAGUAA